AUGUCAAACCGACGUGGGGGGAAAUCAUCUGCCUCUUCUCGUAAACCUAUAGUUUCUAAUCAGGAGCCUGAUACGGUAUUCAAACAAAAAUAUGGCCCUUACCCGGGACGACCGAACGAUAGACACAGCGGAUUAACGCCGAUCGUGCCGCACAUUACAAGAGCAGGAGCUGGGACAGUCGAUGCGAGUACAUUACGAAGAGAACGGCAACAGAGGAAUGCGUUUUAUAACUUUACAGCAAAGCAAUUGCUUGAUUUAGAUGCGAAUAUUACAUCGACAAGAUCUUUGAAAGGAAGCGAUUUGAACGUUCCAUUACUACCCUGCUUUAAAAGAGACCGAUGGAAAACAAACGGCGAGCCACAUGAUCUUGGUCAAUUAGGACCUGGAAAAUGGUUUGCUAAAAACGAUGUUGUGUGGGAAUUAUUACAGCCAGUUCUUCAACUUGCCUCAAUGUUGUUACUAAACAUUCAGGCUGACCUAUAUGAUACUUUCUUGUAUGGCGAACGAACCCCAAUCGAUCCUGAAAGAAUUCCUGAAAACCUACCAGAGCGCGCCACACCACAAUCUGUCAAGGCGCUUUUUUCCACCAAGUCGAGGGGGUUCGCUCCAGAUGAUCCAAUUCUCCAAAAGAGCAAGAAGCUCCUCUUACAUGCACUGUCAAGUUUUGCUUUCUUAAAAUUUAAAGACGCGUCUGAGACUUUGUCUUUCAAUGGCUGUACUAAGUGCGGAGUGCAGAGAGUUCCAGAUAGUAUACCAAUUCUUCACUGUCAUAUUGUUUUAGACCACGCCAACCUCGAACCUUUACUGCGACCUAAUAUCACAGCUUCCGAGAAGCUGGCAUAUCAAUGGAGAUUGGCCGUAACACUCACUCAUGAAUGGCAAGUGAUACCUCCUCUACACUAUGACUAUGAUAAAACUUUGGAUACUUGGAAUCUGGGCUCGGAGCCAUAUUAUGAGAAUCACUCGAUUCAAGAGUGCGGCUUUUUGAUGGAGCAAGUUGCUCUUGGUGGUGUUACUCGUGGGGAGAAGAAUCCAAAGGGCUCUUUGUAUCCUACAAUUGCUCUUUUCUGGACCGAGUGGCCAACGGUAUAUUGGGCGAGCUAUACGACUAAUUUAAUGUUAAAAACACCUGCUCUCAAUCCUCGGUACAAUUUUUACCCGAUACCAGUAACUCAUUUUGAAGACGUUCACCAGAUGGAUUUUUGGCUUCAUGCUAUCAGAAUCUUUGGUACCAAGAUGCUUUGCCUUAGAUCCAGUAAGGUGAGGAUGCAGGUUACUCAACUUCCGCAUUUUCCUGAAGCAUAUGUACUAAGCACGGAUGAUGGCGAGGUUCAAAACGUUGAGUGGAAAGCUACGCAUACAACUUUGAAAUCGAAGCAGGAUAUGAGUCCAGAUGAACGAAGUGCUUGCAAAGCUGGGGAUGAUUUGAUUAAAAGGGCACAAUUGAAUGAGGACUUUUUCAUCAACAGCUUACAACAAUCCAAUCAAUUGAAGGCUAUCGUCGAUUUUAAUAAAAGUCUAAAGGACAGACUUCAAGCUAUAACUUUGCAAAGUCUUCCUAUUCCAGGACAGGAAAUCAAAGAGCUAGAUCCGGCGGAGAUCAUCAAGACAUCUAUGCAGACGCAAUAUGAUAUGCUUAUGGGUGCUACAAUGGCUCAUCGUGCAGCUGUUGGCACUUAUUUUCAAUUGGCGAUGUCUGGAGAUGCUCCCAUCGAGAUUCAAGAUCAUUUAUUGAUGUUCAACCAAGGAUUUAGAGGAUUUGCCAGACAGAUCGCUCACAAAUCCUGGACAGAUGAAUUAUCUCGAGAUUAUGAAGAAAUAGACGAAAAGCUAGAGUUUAUGCGACAAAUGUUAUUUUCGCCUGCCGACGCAAAAAGUAAAAAAGAUCCAAUGGAAUAUGAGGAAUUUGGAGAGAUUGCAAUUAUUAUGAACGCCUACGACCAAUUCCACACUGAACCUGAGUAUAUGGAACAAGUGAUUUCUCAAGGGACGGAAGUCUUGGAAACCAGAUGGAGAAGUUCCCGAUAUGCCAGGACUUGUGCGAAUAUCAUAAAGCUAGCUACAAGUAUAGUAACUGAAGAGACUGAAGAUCCGUACGAUACGAUCGAUAAGAUUGACGCUAAGAUACAAGUAUUGAUAUCUUUGUUAAAUGGAGAAGACAACAAGCGUUGCGAUUCAUGGACAUCGACGCUAGAUGAUAUGAUUAAGAAGAUGAGGAAAAUUUCAUCAGACUUGUCUGAUAAGGUUUCGGACUUGGAGGAUGUUGAGAUGGAUGGUUAUGAUCCUAUGGAUGAGGAUGAUGAUGAUGAUGAUGAUGAGGUGGAGCUCAUUCCCGGUCAGCCUGCUUGA
Messenger RNA from Botrytis porri, 2349 nucleotides. RefSeq lists its product as uncharacterized. The transcript has 4 exons. NCBI's taxonomy places the organism in Eukaryota, Fungi, Ascomycota, Leotiomycetes, Helotiales, Sclerotiniaceae. The record is from RefSeq and is a predicted model, not a curated record. The coding region runs from base 1 to 2349 and encodes 782 amino acids.